Molecule: messenger RNA, 1487 nt
Organism: Aspergillus vadensis CBS 113365
Lineage: Eukaryota; Fungi; Ascomycota; Eurotiomycetes; Eurotiales; Aspergillaceae
Product: amino acid transporter
Exons: 5
Coding region: 1-1410 (469 amino acids)
Biological process (GO): amino acid transmembrane transport
Cellular component (GO): vacuolar membrane
Molecular function (GO): amino acid transmembrane transporter activity
Source: RefSeq, a predicted model, not a curated record
AUGACAGCUCCUCCGAUGUAUCGCCAGGAGAAGCUGGAAGAGGCGCCCACUGAUGUGGCCGAGCUGACAUCCGACGAGUCCACUUCCACCGAGAUCUGGAAUGCCUUGGUGACCGAAGACCAUCAACAUGAGAUUCAACUUCGAACCAUGUCCUGGCAAAAAGCCGCCUGGUUGCUUGCUGGAGACCAAGUCUGUCUGGCUAUCAUGGCUCAAUCCUGGUCACUCUCCGUACUGGGAUGGGUACCCGGCAUCAUUACCAUGGUUGUGUCCGGCGCUCUCUUCUGGGUCACUUCCCUCACCAUGCACAAGUACAUCAUGAAGCACCCGCAAAUCAAGAACAUUUGUGACUUUGGCUACUAUGUCUUCGGCAAAAGCCAGACGGCAUACAUCUUUUCCGGCUUCAUGUUGCUGGCUAACAACAUCCUGCUGAUCGGUUUCCAUAUCCUGACUGGAGCCAAGGUGCUGGAUACUUUGUCCAGUCACUCGCUGUGUACCGUGACCUUCUCCGCGAUCGUGAUGGUCAUGGGCAUCGUCCUGUCCGCUCCACGAACCCUGCAUCAUGUCUCUUUCAUGUCGAUGUUUUCGGCGGCCUGCAUGGGUAUUGCCAUCCUAUUGUUCCUUAUCUUCGCGGGCAUUGAGAAGGCACCCCUGGAUUAUCCGACCGAUGGACCUGUGCGAACAUACGCCUUCCCCUUGCCCGGCACCAGCUGGGUGGAUUGCAUGAAUGCCGUCUUGAACAUCACCUUCCUCUGGGUGCCCCAGAUUCUCUUCCCCACGUUCAUCGCCGAGAUGGAGCAUCCGGAGGACUUCCCCAAGUCACUGGCGGUCCUGGCUACCAUUUCCACCAUCCUCUUCAUCAUGCCGCCCGCCAUCGGCUUUCACUAUCUAGGCCAAUACGCCACUGCGCCUGCCUUUGGCAGUCUAGGCCUCGUCGCGUACAGGAAAGCCUCGUUUGGUUUUGUCAUCGUGCCCACGCUGAUCAUCGGCGCCAUCUACGCCAACGUCACCGCCAAGUUCAUUUAUUCCCAUCUGUUGGGCACCUCCAGACACGCGCACAGCAACACCGUCGUGGGCUGGGGCGUCUGGGCUCUGGUCAUGAUUGGCAUCUGGGUGGUGGGAUUCAUCUUCUCCGAGGUCAUUCCCAGCAUGGGCGACUUUCUCUCGCUGCUGGGUGCCGCCUUUGACUCGUUUUUCGGCUUCAUCUUCUUCGCGGUGGCCUACUGGCAUCUCUACCGGGGGAAGCUUUUUGUGGGACUCGGGCGCACGGCGAUGACCCUGCUGCAUGCCUUCGUCAUGGCUUGUGGUUUGUUUCUCUUGGGCCCGGGAUUGUAUGCGGCGGUAGAGGCCAUCAUCACGGAUUACUCGGGAUCGGUUUCCCCGGCGUUCAGUUGUGCCAGUCUGGGAAUCUGAUGGGCGCGGUGGUUCUUCUUUCUUACUCCUUGUAUUAAUUGCUCGAUGCGUCAGCAUGCUGCGCUAAGGUUGUUAUG